AUGGAAAACAUUUGGGGAGUUUGCGGAUUCGAUAUUCCAUUAUUUGGUGAAGCUGGCGAGGCAAGGCAAGGCAAAGCUAAUAGACUUGACUUUGUUGCUGACAGGUACCCUGCAAUAAGUAUCAAGAACUCGGAAAGGUCCAAGAGGGCUGCUCAAGGCAUCCAGAGAGUACACAUUUUAAACAAAGACCAAAACAUUCCAAAGCAGUGGAAAAAGUACUUAAGCUCUGGAGAAAACAAGGAAUCGUUAAUCGCGUUCCUAUGUGAUCACUGGAGGAGUUACAUUUCCUCGUCUCUAAGCCAUCUAGAUUGUAUAUACGUAACCAGAAAAGAGAAAUGCCUGUUGAUCACAUCUGGUACCACCCAGACCGAACACGUUUCAACGCGAGAAGUCCCCCAGCUGGAGUGUGACCACGAGGAAGCAGAUACGAUAUUACUCCUUCACUACAAGGCUGCAGCACUUUCCCAUCAACGUAUCAUCAUCAAAUCACCAGACACAGAUGUGUUUGUACUUUGUAUUGCUAUGCAGAAGACCAUUGGCAAGGAACUUCUUAUGAUGACAGGAACUGGCAACAAAUUUCGUCUAAUCGAUAUUUCUUCAAUAUUGAAUGUACUUGAUGAAGAGUUGUGCGCAUGUUUGCCAGGAUUCCAUGCUUUUUCUGGUAUAAUUAAUACAUAGGCAAUGUUUGCUAAAUUUUAAAUCAGUUAUUUUUAGACGACUAAAUCGGUUUUAUUUCUUAUCAGUUUCUUUCUUCCUGUUUUUUAUAGGAUGUGAUUCCACCAGCGCAUUCCUGGGCAAAGGUAAAGUAAAACCUUGGAAGGCACUGCAAAUGAAUCCGAGAUUCGUGGAAAUUUUUUCUCAGUUAGGAAGAUCAGCUGAAGUAUCCGAUGAGCUUGUCGUGUCACUGGGUACAUUUGUCUGUCUUCUUUAUGGCGAUCAGACAUCAACAUGUGUUGAUGAGUGCAGAUACCAGCUUUUUAAGUCAGGCAAGUAUUCCGACGAUGUUCUUCCUCCAGAUAGUGACAGCCUUCGGCAACGCAUUAAAAGAGCAAACUUUCAAGCACUUGCGUGGAAUCGGUGCCUACUAGCCCGAUUACAAGUUCCCCCUGCAGCUGGAAAUGGUUGAAAAUUGAAGAAUGGUCAAUUAGAAAUUGUGUGGACGACUCGCCCCUCUGUUCCAGAGUCCCUUCUUGAAUAUAUCAAUUGUAAAUGCCAAUCAGGUUGUAAGACAAAGCGCUGCGGCUGCUUAAAAUCUGGCCUGCAAUGUACCGAUCUAUGUAGGUGCAAAGACUGUCAUAAUGGUCAAGACGAAGAACAUAAUUUGGAGGAGAUCGAUGGGCAAUUUCCUUAUCUUAAUUCUACUGAAUGUGAUCCAGAAACAGACGGUGAUAUAUCUGAUGAUGAAUGCUAG
Molecule: messenger RNA, 1411 nt
Organism: Paramuricea clavata
Lineage: Eukaryota; Metazoa; Cnidaria; Anthozoa; Malacalcyonacea; Plexauridae
Source: the annotation of a GenBank genome assembly